AUGGCAUUUAAGGUAAUUGCACUCGUUGCUUUUUUGGCCGUUACCCUUGCCCGCCCUCAGAACGGCUAUGGCGUCCCAACGCCCUCUUCAGCACCUGCCAAGUAUGACUUCAACUAUGCUGUCAACGACCCACCAUCUGGCAACGACUUCGGCCAUCAGGAGGCCCGAGAUGGUCCUAACACUCAGGGUUCCUACUAUGUCCUCCUUCCCGACGGUCGUCUUCAGAGGGUCACCUACACUGUGAACGGUGAUUCUGGCUACUUGGCCGAUGUCACCUACGAGGGCGAGGCCUCCACACCACGUCCCUAUACACCCGCCCCUCAGUAUUCCCCGCUAAUGGCCUUAGCUUUUGAUGCGGCAGGAAUAAUCAGAUCUUAUCAGAAGUCUGAAGUCGUUUCCAUAUGUUUUGCCGGUGUUACUGAGGUCCUUCUUGUGGAGGGAAACAUUCCCACUGCAUCAGAUAUUCUGUCAUCUCACACCAUGGCAUUUAAGGUAAUUGCACUCGCCGCUCUUUUGGCCGUUGCCCUUGCCCGCCCUCAGAACGGCUAUGGCGUCCCAACGCCCUCUUCAGCACCUGCCAAGUAUGACUUCAACUACGCUGUCAACGACCCACCAUCUGGCAACGACUUCGGCCAUCAGGAGGCCCGAGAUGGUCCUAACACUCAGGGUUCCUACUAUGUCCUCCUUCCCGACGGUCGUCUUCAGAGGGUCACCUACACUGUGAACGGUGAUUCUGGCUACUUGGCCGAUGUCACCUACGAAGGCGAGGCCUCCACACCACGUCCCUAUACACCCGCCCCUCAAUAUGCUUAA
This is a messenger RNA of Penaeus chinensis, 813 nucleotides long. RefSeq names its product cuticle protein 18.6-like. Bases 1 to 813 code for a protein of 270 amino acids. The record is from RefSeq and is a predicted model, not a curated record. The transcript is spliced from 5 exons. Lineage: Eukaryota; Metazoa; Arthropoda; Malacostraca; Decapoda; Penaeidae. Gene Ontology annotation, cellular component: extracellular matrix.